AAAAAGGGCGACUAGUAAAAUGUUUGCAUAAAAGUAAAUUACAUCAAGUUCGGACAUUCUGAAUACUAUCGGGAGACGUAUCUAACCCCGUGAAAUACACUGGACAGACUGUGUUAGUUGGCCCGGAGGGAUAAUGCUGCGCCUUAAUUCCGGAUAAAACGCACAAGCUCAUCAUUGCCGUAACAGCCACCUCACUAUUGGACAGUGGCUCGCUUACUUUGAACGUUCCCUUGUGAUCUCACAUACUUCAGGUACAGACGGGUGUGAGUACAGGGGAGACACAGAGAAUACGAGAGAGAGGUCCACUUCCUCAGGAGUCCGUUUUGAUCCGUAGUACCUUCGUCUUUUUGGGAAUCUACAGCUUUUCCUAUUUUGGUUGACUGUAGUAAUUCUGCAACUGAAUUGCAUUCGUGUAUUCUUUUCACAUUUCGACUGAUGUGGCUUUUGUGAACUAGAACCCGUUGAAGAAUAAUUCUGGAAUUGGCACAAUGAGUGAAAAGCCGUCCGACAACUUAUUUGCGAAUAAAGUGGAUGGGGAAUAGCCUGGACAAUAUUUCUCCAGGAUUAUUAACUAUACACUGCGAUAAGUAUACACUUUCUUUUUCUGGGACCGCCUUUCUACAACAUAUUUCGUUUUUCUUUCCAAUUAAAAACAUUUUCUACUGGAUUUAUUACGAACGAGAUACGCGGCGGACCUGUAACGGUAGUGAUUAGCGCAGUUCCCGAAGUAGCGCGUUAUUCACCGACUCCUUUGGAUUCUAUUACCCGAGGCAAAGCUGCUCCCUAUCCGGACACACAAGAUGUUGACCGCGCACACCAGUCACCUGCUUCACCAUCCGGACUACAUGCAACCCUUACAAUCUGCACCAGUGAGCAUUGAGCUUGAUGCCAAGAAGAGUCCGCUUGCGCUGCUGGCCCAGACCUGCUCCCAGAUCGGCAAGCCUGACCCUCCUCCCUCCUCCAAGCUAGGCUCAGUCUCCAACAGCCACACCGACAAGGAGCAUAACGGACGCUCUUCUUCGUCCUCCUCCUCCAGUCAUAAACUGGGGGAACACCGGCCCUCACCGGAGGACAAGUCCAGCUUUAAGCCAUAUACUAAAGUCGGAGGGGACGGUCGGAGGGACGGGGUUAAUAGCUCUAACAGCUCUGAUAAGGCCGGGUUCAGGGUACCGAGUAACGGGAACGGAGGUGCUAACAGUAACUCAGGCUCUUGCCCGUCUUUUCCGUCUCAUGCCAUCUCUCCUGACUUGGGUAGUGGCGCGACGUCCCAACACGCACAGCAGCUGCUCCAGACACACAGACAGAGCCAGUCGCCUCACGGGCACCAAGGUUCCCUCGCCAAGACUCUGAACGGAGAACACAAACAGGAAAUUAGCAGUCCACACAGGAACACUAACAGUAGCCGAAACAGUAGUGGCGGCCAUCUUAAGAAGGAGUCAGACGUGAAUAGGGCCGGCCUGGACAGUCCCCAGUUGGCUAACUCCAGCCACACCAGAGCCAGCACCAACUCUAGCACGGGCAGCUCCGAGGGAAGCCCCAGCCACGACGGGGGCAAGGUAGACUCCCAACCACCACAACUGGGCCUGGGCCCCGGACACAUUGCUCCCAUCUCUCCUUAUAAGACCGGCCACUCUGUCUUCCCCUUGUCCUCCUCCAGUAUAGGCUACCAUGGCUCUGUGGUAGGGGCCUACGCUGGGUACCCCUCCCAGUUUGUUCCAGGGUUGGACCCUACAAAGUCUGGUCUCGGAGCCGGGGGAGUAGGUUUACCAGGAAAACACCCCAGUUCCAGCCCUUUGGCUGGCACCUCCCCCCCUUCCUUCAUGCAGGGCUUGUGCCGGGAUCCAUACUGCCUCAGCUACCCCAAUGCGCCACACCUGGGGGGCAGCAACCCCUGUGUGCACGACCCCUCCUCCGCCCUUAAAUCAGGCUACCCGGGUUUGGUGUACCCCUCCCACCACCUCCACUCCCUUCACCCCAGCACCAUGUCUUCCAGCAUCACCCCUACCCUGUCCCACCCCCUCUACACGUAUGGCUUCAUGCUCUCCAAUGACCCCAUGCCGCAUGCCUGUAACUGGGUGUCAGCUGGGGGGCCCUGUGAUAAACGCUUCCCCACCUCGGAAGAGCUGCUGGCCCACCUGCGUACACACACCUCCAUACCCGGAGGGAUAGACAGCAAGCUCCUUUCUGCCUAUCCCAGUGUUUCCUCUGCCUCGGCUGCCUCCUGCCACCUCCACCUCCCCCACUCUAGCCAAACCUCGCUGCAGAACUCCUUCUCCCUCAGGUCUCCCCAUACCAUGGGUCUGGCCCGGUACCAUCCUUAUGGUAAGGUCCACCUGCCCUCCGGACCUACCUCCAUCCCCUUGCACUCCCUCCAGACAGGUUCUCCUUACUACCCCCACUACACCCUCUAUAGCCAGAGACUGGGCUCAGCGUCUGCCUUGGGCUACCAGUGAUACACCAUCUCCAUCCAUCCACACUGUCUACAGUGUUGCUCUUAGCAUUAAUAAGCCAAGGUGGCUCCCCUAUUCCUUUACGCCUAGCUCUGCUGCCCCCUGUCUAAAAGUGACGGAAGCCUGUGGAUUCAAUUGAUUUUAAUAGCAAUGUUAAGGUAGCCCUGGAUGGAGGUCGUUUCAGGGGCCUCUGCGGGAAGGACAUCCCACCCGUUGGGGAGGAAUCACUACUGCUCCAUACCAAAGCAGGACCUACCGUAUGGAGGAACCAGGAAGGUGGCUGGAUGCUUGCAUGUCUGCACACUGCUAGGAUACUGCAUUUCCUGUACAAGAAAAUUAGACCGGACCAGUGUACAUUGUGCUAUGCUAAGUUGUGACAGCACCACAGAGCGGGCCGGUUGGUGGCUGAUACCGUAGCUGUUGCUAGGAUUCUAUAAUGCCUUUUGGAUUUCCUGAUCUCAAACUGGGACUAGUGACUGCAGUGGAAAGACAGAGCCAGCGGAAUGGUGAUGGCCCUAACCUUUAGCACUGUGGGGAGGUCAGGGGAAACCGUGGAGAAGUGGAGAGCCAGAUGCAUGCUAGCUUGACCCUCAGUGUGUGUGCGUUUAGCUCACUAAUGAUUUGUUUCAGCUUCAUACAUUUACAUCUUUGACCGAAAAGAGAAAUGUAUUUAUGUUUUACUGAGCCCUUAACUACAAGUUUAAUAUCCUAUAAAUUGUAUUCUAAUUUUAUUUCAUAUUGUUGUCCUUAUGUUGCAGUUAUACAGCUCUGUCAUUUUUAUCUGUUAUGAACAAGAUUUGUUUAGAUAUGAUAAAAACAAUCAUUUGUUCAUGAAAGUAUUUUUUUCGCUCCUUAUGAAGUAUCCUUUUUCCUAUUCUCUGAAUGAAUGUCACAUAUCUCUCUGGUUUCUUCAUUGUUGUUUGUACAGCAGAUUAAUAGUGAAUGAUGUGAGAUGUAAUAUUUUUUAAGUAUUUGGGUGAAUGACCUGGGUAUAAGGUAGGGAUACAGACCCAAACAGAGGAGCAACACUUUUUCUGAUGAUGCAAGAGCUAUUCGGUUAAAGGAGAGGUCAUAUUUUGUUUAAUAAAUGAUAAUGAAUAUA
Molecule: messenger RNA, 3552 nt
Organism: Esox lucius (northern pike)
Lineage: Eukaryota; Metazoa; Chordata; Actinopteri; Esociformes; Esocidae
Product: zinc finger protein 703
Exons: 2
Coding region: 801-2453 (550 amino acids)
Biological process (GO): negative regulation of DNA-templated transcription
Cellular component (GO): nucleus
Source: RefSeq, a predicted model, not a curated record